GUGGAGUUUAUUCUAUGACAAAAUAUUAUGUGUAUAUAAAAAUUUAUUAUUAAAUAGAUUAUUAUGUAUUUUUUUUUUUAAGUUAGGACUAUUUAGUACUAACUUUUUAAUAAUAAUAAAUUAACCUAUUUUUUUCAAUAUACUUUCUUUCAACAACAAACUCAGAAACAGUCUCAAAGCUACGAUUUUCCUCUUCUUUUUCUUGUCCUGUGAGGUGCUUCACCGCUGCCUGAUGCCACCGCUCUCCGCCGGAUUUGCCACCACUUCUUUCUUCCUCCAUUGCCGAUAGCUCUCUGCUCUCCGCCGCCUACAACUCUGCCACCACUUGAAGCUUUCCGCGUUCUGCCGUCUGCACCCUCUCUCCAGCCAUCACUUUCUCCCUGUUCUCCGCCGCCAACAGAACCCUAACACUAUUGAGGUCAGUAAGUCAAAAUAGAACGAGAAGGUUAACGAUCUUCGGCUAAAUGGGGGAUCGAGAAGAAAAAGAAGAAGGAAGAAGGAGAGUGGUGUUUGUGACAGUUGGAACGACUCGUUUUGAUGCUCUUGUGAGUGCAGUUGAUUCAGAAAAUGUCAGAAAAGUUUUGGCAGCUAAAGGCUAUACCCAUCUUCUCAUUCAAUUGGGUCGUGGAUCCUAUCUUCCUUCUAAGUCAGAUGGAGAUGAUGGCUCGCUGGCUGUAGACUAUUUUACUUUUUCAUCAAGUAUUGCAGACUAUCUCAGAUCAGCUUCUCUUGUAAUCAGCCAUGCAGGAUCAGGUAGUAUAUUUGAGACAUUGAGGCUGUGUAAACCUUUAGUAGUGGUUGUGAAUGAAGAUUUGAUGGAUAAUCAUCAAAGUGAGCUUGCAGAAGAACUUGCAGAGAGAAAACAUCUCUACUGUGCUAGGCCUCAAAACCUCUAUCAAACAUUAGCAGAUAAAGCCCCUCUUUUUUUUCCCUUUCUUUUUUUUUUGGUUUUGAUGACUGUAUCUGUGAGGGAGGGUAAUUGAUUUUGUUAAUACUUCUGUUUCUCCGUUGUUUAUAUGGAGUGUUAUUGUUUUCUACUAGAUUUUUGUGUGUAAAAAAAAAAAAAAACAAUCAAACAUGUUGAUUCAUCGAACGAGCAAAAUACAUGAGCAAGGAUUACAAUCAAAACACAAACAUUAGUACAUUACACUUUGUUGCUAAUUCUAUAAGAGUUUGUGUUGU
Messenger RNA from Arachis ipaensis, 1182 nucleotides. RefSeq names its product glycosyltransferase family protein 28. The record is from RefSeq and is a predicted model, not a curated record. Lineage: Eukaryota; Viridiplantae; Streptophyta; Magnoliopsida; Fabales; Fabaceae. Gene Ontology annotation, molecular function: hexosyltransferase activity. Gene Ontology annotation, biological process: dolichol-linked oligosaccharide biosynthetic process. Gene Ontology annotation, cellular component: UDP-N-acetylglucosamine transferase complex.